Vigna unguiculata (cowpea) is the source of this 396-nucleotide messenger RNA. The record is from RefSeq and is a predicted model, not a curated record. Lineage: Eukaryota; Viridiplantae; Streptophyta; Magnoliopsida; Fabales; Fabaceae.
AUGGUGAACAAGAAGAAAUGCUCUUUUGGGAGGGGAAGCAUUGAAUAUCUAGGACAUGUCAUUUCAGGCCAAGGAGUGGCUGCUAAUCCUGCCAAGAUAAAAGCCAUGGUGGAAUGGCUAAUCCCUAAAGACGUGAAGGGAUUAAGAGGCUUCCUAGGCCUCACAGGUUAUUACAGAAAAUUUGUUAAAGGAUAUGGCAAAAUAGCAUGGCCCCUAACUCAACAAUUAAAGAAAGAUAAAUUCCAAUGGAAUGAUUAUGCACAAGUGGCAUUCGAGAAUUUGAAAAAAGCUAUGACUCAAGUGCCCGUUCUUGCUGUCCCAGAUUUUGACAGAAUUUUUGUGGUGGAGACAAAUGCAUCUAGGAAGGGGAUUGGAGCGGUGUUGAUGCAGGAAUGA